Myxocyprinus asiaticus (Chinese sucker) is the source of this 977-nucleotide messenger RNA. It is a transcript of the gene tmx2a, whose product is annotated as thioredoxin-related transmembrane protein 2a. The record is from RefSeq and is a predicted model, not a curated record. Gene Ontology annotation, molecular function: oxidoreductase activity, acting on a sulfur group of donors, disulfide as acceptor. Gene Ontology annotation, cellular component: cytoplasm. NCBI's taxonomy places the organism in Eukaryota, Metazoa, Chordata, Actinopteri, Cypriniformes, Catostomidae.
AUGUUUCUCAGUGCAAUUGUCAUGAUGAAGUAUCGAAGAGCGAUAACUCUGGAGCAAUAUAUAGGGAAUAUCUUUCUCUUCAGUAAGGUGACUAAUGUGAUGUUGUUCUCACGCUGUGUGUGGGUAAAUGUAUGUACAGUGUUCAUGAUUGCAUGUAAACCACCAAUCUACAUGGGCGAUGAGUACAUCAAAUACUUCAGUGACACAACCAUAGAGAAAGAACUGGAGAGAGACAGUCGUGUGACAUAUGUUGAGUUUUAUGCCAACUGGUCUCCAGAGUGUCAGUCAUUUGCCCCCAUAUUUGAUGAUCUGUCACUUAAGUAUAACUGCUUAGGCCUCAAAUUUGGGAAAGUGGACAUCGGACAAUAUGGAGCAGUUUCAGAGAAGUAUAAGGUAAACCCCUCCCCAUUUUCUAAGCAGCUGCCCUGCAUGUUGCUGCUACACGGUGGACGAGAGGUUAUGCGUCACCUUCAAGUGGACAAAAAGGGAAGAGCCGUUGCCUGGACUUUCACAGAGAACAUCUGAGCAGCUGAAACAGAUGCACCUGGAAGAAAAGCAUAAGAUAAAGAAUAAAAGCUGAACUGAAACACAACAAAUCUUUGUGAGGCUUAUAUUUGCACUUGUUGGCUGCUUGAGUUUGCUUCUGAUGCCCAUGGAGAGGAGCCUGGAAUAAGCACGCUCCAUUACAGCACCUUGGCAGAUGGCAGGUUGGCACGGCUGAGGACACAGAGACAGAUUGAGGCUGACACAGCAGACCUGCACUUGGCGAAUGGCUGGCACUGCCUGCUGUGUGGAUCAGAGCCUAUAUCGAACAGGCACUAUGAGAUUCAUUACAUCACUUUUGUUCCCUUGCUGAAUCGCACAGCAGCAUGGUCAUGCGAGUUAACCCCGCCCCUUCUGUGCCGGUGGGUGUGGCUAUAAACGUCAAAGACAAACCUCAACCAAUGGGAAUUUAGAAAGACGGAUCUCUGUGUCAG